This is a messenger RNA of Tinamus guttatus (white-throated tinamou), 791 nucleotides long. The record is from RefSeq and is a predicted model, not a curated record. Lineage: Eukaryota; Metazoa; Chordata; Aves; Tinamiformes; Tinamidae.
UUUACCUCAAGGGUAAUUAAGUAGUUAAUCUUGUUUUCUGUUUUUUAAGGAUCCUCCAAUGGCAGUGACCCUCGGCCUGCGAAUGGAAGAAAUGAUUUUUAAUCUUGCUGAUACACAUUUAUUUUUUAACGACUUGGAGGAGUGUGAUCAAGUUCAUAUAGAUGAUGUUUCUUCUGAUGAUAAUGGGCAAGAUCUAAGUACCUACAGUUUUGCAACUGAUGGCUUCCAUGCAGCUGCAAGUAGUGCAAACCUUUGUCUGCCAACAGGUGUAAGAGGAGGGGUUGACUGGAUGAGGAAGCUGGCUUUCCGUUACAGAAGAGUAAAAGAGUUGUAUAAUACUUACAAGAACAACAUAGGAGGUCUCCUCGGUCCUGCUAAAAGAGAUGCAUGGUUGCAAUUAAGAGCAGAGAUUGAAGCUCUAACAGAUUCCUGGCUAACAAAUGCACUUAAAUCAUUAUCAAUUAUUAGCACAAGGAGUAACUGUGUAAAUGUCUUGGUAACAACAACCCAGCUUAUUCCAGCACUUGCAAAAGUCCUGCUAUACAGCUUAGGAGGGGCUUUUCCUAUUGAAAAUAUUUACAGUGCAACCAAAAUAGGAAAAGAAAGUUGCUUUGAACGAAUAAUGCAAAGGUUUGGCAGAAAAGUAGUAUAUGUUGUAAUUGGGGAUGGUGUAGAAGAAGAACAGGCAGCAAAAAAGCACAACAUGCCUUUCUGGAGGAUAUCCAGUCAUUCGGACCUCUUGGCUCUCCAUCAAGCACUGGAACUAGAGUAUUUGUAACUGUGUUCUAAAG